AUGGAACAGUGGAAAACAAUGUUGGGUUCAAAUCCCGAUAGCUCUUCAGCAGAGGAGACAUGCGUAAGACAUGUUAUUCCGUUGAUUAGUACCGUAACUCGGCAUAUUUCCAAUUCUGAUACCGCGUAUGCUCGUGACAUUCCUUGGAAGAAACGAACAGGUCGUGGAUAUGCAAAUGAUCUAAUGUUUCGUGACUUACGUCAUUUCACUCUUGCUAAUAAAAAAUGUUUUACUAGAACAAUGGCUCGUUUAGUAGGUGUCGACAGCAGUUUGGAGAGAACU
Messenger RNA from Thelazia callipaeda (thelaziosis nematode), 282 nucleotides. The record is from the annotation of a GenBank genome assembly. NCBI's taxonomy places the organism in Eukaryota, Metazoa, Nematoda, Chromadorea, Rhabditida, Thelaziidae.